Olea europaea var. sylvestris is the source of this 1546-nucleotide messenger RNA. RefSeq lists its product as uncharacterized. Gene Ontology annotation, biological process: male meiosis II. The record is from RefSeq and is a predicted model, not a curated record. The transcript is spliced from 3 exons. The coding region runs from base 141 to 1349 and encodes 402 amino acids. NCBI's taxonomy places the organism in Eukaryota, Viridiplantae, Streptophyta, Magnoliopsida, Lamiales, Oleaceae.
GCCAACGGUCAUAUUUUUUCAACUUCUUCAUUUCGAAAUCCAUUCCCACCCCCAACCCCCGAUCUCCUCUAAACAGGAUUGCACUCACUUUUGGAGAAAAAGUGAAAACCCCACUUUUGGGAACUCAUUUGUGGCUCAAGAUGGGAUGUUUUGCGGCCUGUUUUGGCACUGGGAAGCAUAAAAAACCCAUAAAGGCAUGUGGUGAAACUCCUCUCAACAAGCAGUCUUUAUCUCCCUGCCAUGAAACUCAAGAGGCUGUCGAGCUUUUGACUGCUAAAUCCUUAAAAAAAGGGGAGGUCGUAAAUCCCGUUUCAGAAUCUGUAGGUAUAAACGAAGAGCUGCUGAAUAGUAGUACCAGAGAGAAAGUUACAUUUGAUGAUUGGAACAAGGAUGGCCUGACCAAUAUUCUUGAGAGUAAUUUGGUGAAAAAUGAAAAUGAGAAAGUGGAAAGGGAGAAGGAGAAGGAGAACGGCGAAGAAGACGGCUCAGAUUCGACUGUGUCAAGCCUUAUAUCAUAUCCUCCAAACCAUAAAGUCCUAACCAACAUUGUUGAGAGUAAUGUGGUGAAUAACGAAAACGAGAAAUUGGAAAAAGAGAGAAAAACAGGCAGAGACGGCGACUCAGAUUCGACUGCAUUGUAUUGUCCAGUCGUCUCUACUAAUGAGCAGAAUGCAUGUCAUAGCCUCAAGUGUGCUUGUUGCGGUAGAAAAAUCGUAAAUAAGGACUUGGAAGAAUGCAAUUCCUUGGAUAAAUUUAAAGGGAUUGUUAAUGAAGGAAUAUGUGAUUGUGGGUUCCUACAAGAAGAAGAGUCCUCUGAAUCACUGUUUUCUUUAUCAAUAGAUUCAAGAAAACAUGUUUCUGCCGCUGAAAUGGGAGAAAAGGAGGUAAUUAGCCCAUUAAAACCUGCUGAUUCUGUAUUGAAUUCUGUGAAAAAUCUUAGCCAAAAGAAUUUUGUUAAGGUGAAAACAGCUAGUAUUAUAUUACUGAAUCAAGAAGAAGAAAAGGAGAAUAUUAAUUUGGAGCCUGUUGUUAAGCAAUUAAUUCAGCAGCCUAAACUAGAAUCUGAUAAUGAAAUUGCUGUUGAAACUAGUCUUUCAAGCUGGUUAGUUGAAUCUGAAAAAUCAUUCAAGAAUGAAAAUAGUCCAAGUUCUGUUGGGAAUUCUUCUGGGAGGUCCAAGUCUUUGAAAAGCUUUGGAAACAGGCCAGUUUUGGAGGCACUCACUUGUAAAGAGAUUAACGAAUCUUUGUCCUCUCAACAAACUUGGAGCCAUGGUUCGGAUGAUGUUCCAAGUAUUGGUACAAUAGGCAGUUAUUGGCAGCAUACAUGGAGGGUGACCGACGUGGACUGAAGCUCGUUGCAGAGGAAUUCCGAACGAGUAAAGCAAUUACAGGAACCAGCUUGAAUUUAUUAUUUAUUUUUUUCUGUGGGAGAAAUGUAAUUUAUUUUUUUCUGUGGGAGAAAUGUAAGGUUAGAAAUUACAGUGGCAGUCGAUUUGCCCAAGUUUAGGAAAUAAAUUAAUUUUAUUUGAAUUUUAACAUUUAUUUU